ACGCGUUCGACCAGUUGGAAUCAGUUGUGCGGCAGCUUGCGAGCGUUACGGUUAUGCGAAGCGCGAAAAGCGGUGGAAAAUUCGUUGAAUCAGAAUAGGCAAUAAUCCAGUAUUGGCGGUGCGGCGGACACGCGUCGCGUAAAGUGUUUAAAGGUGCGCGCUAUUGUCAACAUAACGGCAGCACUUGUGCGGCAAGUUCGCAGGCAAGUCGGUUGUGUGGUUAGUGGCACAAGUGGAAGUGCGUUUAUACAAGUGUCUAUGACUUCUUUAAUUAGUAUUUUUGUGUCUGCGGUGUUGAUUUAAUAAGUGGUUCAUCAAACGUGACGUUGUGUCGCACAGAAUUUUCGCGCACGGCAGUAAACCGUUGCCAAGCAACAAUAACGGCAUCGAAGGAAUUGAUGUGAGAAGUGGAAAGGCGUUUCGCCGAAUCGAACAAGUGAAAGCAAUUUCAAAGAAAAAUCGCCAAAAUGCUUUAACUCCCAAUAAAAACACAAACACAACAACAGCGAUAUUGAGUGAAAAGAGCAAUUGGAAAGUGCAAUAAAGUAGAUGAAUGUAAAAUAUUGACACACAAAUAGCAAUAACAACGAACGAACACGCAAAGUGCAAAACAAUAAAACCAAGCGAGAAGAAAGCAAAAAAACAAAAAAUAAAUAAAUAACAACAACAAAGUAAUCGCAACAACACAUAGCGCAGCAGCGCACAAACGCAGAAAGCGGAGAGCACGCGGUGCGGCAGUGUCUGCGUACGAGGAGAAGGAGUAGCAGGAGGUGGAAAUGCCAAGAAUUGCAAGAAAAAUGGCGACCGCAACAAAAAUCGCCAUCGCGGUUGGCAACAUUCUCACAAUAUUUAUGGCAAUGACAAUGUGUUGUUGCCAAGUGGCUGGCCAUCCACAGCCACAGCCGCAACACCAAUCCGAAGCGCAACAACAGCAGCAGCACGUGCUGGCAACGCCACAGGCGACACCACAUAAAUACCAGCAAUUGCAAUAUCAAUUGCAACAACAACAGCAACAGCAAUAUGAAUAUCAGCAACAGCUGCAUCAGCAAUUGCAAAAACAACAGCAGCAACAACAACAGCAGAAGGAAAAAUUGCUUUAUCAACAACAACAACAACAACAGCAGCAACAGGAGAAAUUGCUCUAUCAACAACAACAACAGCAGCAGCAGGAAAAAUUGCUCUAUCAACAACAACAACACCAGCAACAGCAUAAGUACCAACAACAACAGCAACAAAUAGAACAAAAGCACGAUAAGGGCGGCUAUGCGCAGGAGACGGAGCGUGAGCUACAAAAACAACAGCAGCGUGCAGCACCCACACAGAUUGUACGCGCCGGCGCUUCGCUGGUUGUCGGCGAUGAGACGCAGUUAAACGAGCCCACAAACUAUCCUUACUACGGCGACACCGCUGGCAUAUUACCCGCAACUCCACGACGUCGACAAACGGCCAGCACAAGUCGCGCACGCACGCGGCGCCCCACGAGCGCUAACGAUGGCGGCACGCAACAGCAAUACUGGCGCGGUAGAGUUGACAAUGAUAGCUCAACAGACAAUACUGCCACCCAAACACGUGAGGACACGCGCGGCAACAGUCGCAAGCGUAAGCAACCAGCUAUACGCGAACCGCAUGCCGCGCUAGAGAAAGAACAGCAAUUGUACGAAAUGCGUGACAAGCAGCGGCAGGAGAAUGCGCCAAAUGCGAACACACGCGAUAAAUCCUAUCGACGCCCUUAUUCACAGGCUAAAAAGGAGGCUGAAGUGUCAAUAGGUGACAGCGCGUCCGCGGCAAAUGUCAAAACUACGGUGGAUCUAAAGCAUAUACUCAAAAAUGCUGGCGGCUUGAGUUUAAGCGAGAUAUUGCAGCAAAAGAAUCUGUCUUUGGACGAUUUGCUGAAAGGCAAACAGAAUGCGCUGGAAGUGCUACAGAGCACAGCAGCAGCGCCAUCACCCUCGCCCACUAAAUUGGCGGAGAACAAGCCGGUUAAGUCGAUGCGUCGGCAGCCCUAUCUCGGUAGUAUAAACGAUGCGCCUGAAGGUACAACACAGCAAACGCAUGCGGCCGAUAAUGAUUUGGGCGCUGAGCUGCGUGCAACACCAGAAGAUUCGGUUGAGAGCGAUGACGCGCAACAACGCGGCAGAGUGAAGCUAGCGACACUACAGCGUCUCAAACAUUUCGGUAGUUCAACGCGCGCGGCAACAUUGCAUUACGGUCACGCUGCUACAGGUAGCACAACAAGACGUGUGAGCUUGCCCGUGAGCUCUACAACCAUUGCCACCACGACGACAACAACCACCACGCGCCUACCGAUUUACAAGAAAAAUUUAAUGUUGCGCUCAACGCUAAAGCCGACCUUUUUACUAAAGAAUGUUAUGGCUUCGGAGACCACUAGCGCGGAGUCCACAGAAAAUGAGAAACCAAAUUUUGAAGAAAAGUUAACCACAACUAUAAUCAACAAUAGGUAUAGAGAGCCCACAGCGGUGGGCAAUGAAGAGGAACAGGAGACGGCACAGGAAUUUGUUGCGAACACCAAACCUGUAGAAAAGGCAGACGCUGCUGAGGAUACGCCAGAUACUGAGGAACAGCAGGAGGAAGAGUAUCUGCGCGAUGAGGAAGAGAGCGAUGUUCAAUCCACCAUCAAAGCCGACUACGAAGAACACUAUGCGUCACGCGCCGACACCACAACUACAACGACCACUACUACCACACCCAGCACAACAGCCUCUACACGAAGCGCCACAACGAAGCUCAUCUCAACUACGUCUAACAGCCUGUCAAGAUCUCCAACGCGUGUGAGCACCAGCAACGCGAUCUCGAAACCGGCAUCACGCGCGCAGCCUAACUUCAAAACGAACUCUAUAGAGUCGGAGGAGACGCGUGCGCACUCAACGCCCACCGACGCCGAGAGCGAUGGUCUGGAGAACGCUCAAACCACGGUUAGUAAACAGCGCGAGAAGACAUACAAAGCAGACAUAGAAAACAUAACGCCACGCAUCGAUCACGUGAAGCCAGCUAUGGUCGGCGAAACGUUUGCUUAUCAAGACUCUGUGCCCGACUUCGAUGGCGUGGACGAUCGCACCGAUCUGCUGGAACUAAUUGAGGAUAGGCGCUCCGGCAACCGGCUCUUUAAAGUACUGGAACAGCGCAACAUGACGCUCGAGGAGCUGAUUGAGCACCGCAAGCGCGGCUCGAGCCAAUUGCACUUGGCGACGGUUGUGCAAAAUCGUUCGCGAUUUUUUCCCGGACAGAAGGUCGUUCUUCACGACAAUAUGGAUAUUGUUACAGCGUUUGAGAAUUUUCCACACUUCAACCUGAUGGACUUGAAGAGCGUCAAACCGGAUGAUAUAAAGACGGACUCGCAGGGUGCCAGCUACUUUACCUCCAUCAUUGACAUCGAGCCGACGGACGAGAUCUACAAAGACGAAACUGCUGCCGGCAAAGGUUCGCUCAACUAUCAACAAUCCCAACGCACCGAAAAAUCAGUUGGUUUCUUCCCCUCUUGGAAAACCUUGGCGCUAGCCUCACUCGCAAGCAGCACACGCAGCGACGCGUCAACCAAGCGCAACCCCUUCUUUCUGUCACCACCACAAAUGCUGCUCGAGAACAGCUCCGCCGAGCUGGAUGAGAGCGAUUUUUUAAUGGACAACGAAACAAAUACCAACGUAAACGCUGAGCCGCCACAACAGCAGGAGCUUACCGCCACGCAGCUACAAAGCGCUAGCAUUAUCGACACCGCGGAGGUCAUCGAUAAUGAAGUGGCGCGCGCGCACGAUUUGCUCGAUCUGGAGCUGUCGGGCCACGGUUUCAAACGGAGCCCCGCCGCAGCGGCGGUCUCCACAGCGACAAGCCAGAAUAGCAUAUACAGCAAUAUGCCGGCGGGCAUACGCUCCGCCAUUGUAGCCAGCGCGGCGAUUGUGCUCACCUCGCUCGCCACCUUUAUGGUCAUAUUUGUGGUGUGUCGCUGGAAACAGCGGCGUCAACGCAAAACCAGCUACACUAAGACAUACAAUGCUAUGAAGAGCAAAUUACCGACCAUAACGAACUCGUCGCAUCGCUCCUCCUUGCGCAACAUGGAAGAGCUGGUGGGCGGUGUGUCCACGGUGUCGGUGUCACCGGUACACCAGCUGCAGCGACAAAGUUCAUUACUGUUCCCACGACACUCAGGCAGCGGCAGCAUAGAUGUGGAAGAGCUUAGCGGCGGCGGCAGACGUAGCAGAGUUAUGCGCGGCGCGACGCGUGGUAGUUUAGGCAACAGCGGUGGUAUGGGCAGCGCUACCGGCUCCACAACAUCGCUGGCGCUGUCGUUGCAGAGCGUGCACAACAGUUCGACAAACAAACUCAACACAAUGGACCCGAACUCGCCGGAGGUGCAGGAGUAUCUGUUCGAUGCGCUGCGGAAGUCUUACUAAAUCAACGCAGGGUUCUAUUUGAUUUUUGUGUGAAGGAAUUUUAAAAUUUUGAUAAUUUUGAAUAUUUGUAAGCUACAAAUUAUUUAAAAACUUUUGAAAAUAGAAGAACAGAAAUGAAAAACGAAACAUGUUGCCAAACAUAGAAAUACAAGAAAAUAGACUUAAAGCAGUUAUGUAAAAAAUAUGCAGAGAACGGCGAGAAUUUGUAAAUUAUAACACUUUUAUAACAGAGAAAAUUAUUAACCCUAAGAAGCAACCAACUUUUAUGCGUGGCCCGUAGAACAUACAAAUUUCUUUGGGAGCAUAUUAAAGGGUUUAAAAAUAAGAACAUACAAUUAAUUAAGCAGAACAAGAUUAAGUAAAAAAUAUUUGAAAAUUUAUAGUUAAGAUUAGCGCAAUUUUUACCCCAGUUAGCGCGUAAGAGUUCGAAAUUGGUUUAGCAUAGUUACAAAAGCGGGUUUUCAGACAACACAACGGUGACGUAAAUAAAUUUAAAAAGGCGUGAAGAAAUAGCGAAAAAAUUUUAAUAAAAAAAUUGAUGAAAAGUAAAAAUUUGUAAUAAAAAAAAUAAUUAAAAAUAAAAAAUUAAAAAAAAAAAAUAAUAAAAACUUAUAAAUAUAGUAUUAUUAAAUCGUAUUUAGCGAGACCAAACCAUAAGUAUAAAACAAAUAAUGUUUUUAAUGACAAUAAUCUAUAAAAGUUUUAGAAAAACCAAUUGUCGACAAAAACGCCAAGGAAAUAUUUGAUGCACAACCAAAAAUUAGAGUUUACAGACUUGAAAUCGUUUUGAAAACUAAAACACAAAAAAAAUAACAUUUUAUACACAAAAUUAAAGAUUUAGCAAUAGAAACUACUAAUUGAGUAGUUUUUGUGCUUACAAACAGUUAACUUAAUUUUUAUUUAUAAAAACUGUGCGAUUGUAAACAGCAUAAUAUCUUAUAUUUGUAGUUUUAAAUAAAGUUUUAAAAACUAGAGCGACUUAACGCCACAAUAAGUUUAGUUAAAAACUUUCAAAUCUAUACAUAAGCGGUUUUACAAAAUGUGUAUUAUAUAUUUAACUAGAUUAUACCACUUCCUCUACCCAAAUGAUAUUAAACUGAUAUAAAUAAUAAAUAAAAAGUAUACUUUUAAUAAAAAAAAA
Bactrocera neohumeralis is the source of this 5547-nucleotide messenger RNA. Its product is annotated as serine-rich adhesin for platelets. Lineage: Eukaryota; Metazoa; Arthropoda; Insecta; Diptera; Tephritidae. The transcript is spliced from 5 exons. Bases 777 to 4406 code for a protein of 1209 amino acids. The record is from RefSeq and is a predicted model, not a curated record.